Linum tenue is the source of this 2072-nucleotide messenger RNA. Lineage: Eukaryota; Viridiplantae; Streptophyta; Magnoliopsida; Malpighiales; Linaceae. The record is from the annotation of a GenBank genome assembly.
GCAUACACCUCUUCAUUUUGUACUGUUGUGUGUUUCUCUGCACACAAUAAGAGGAGCUUUCCUUGAGCUUCUGGAAACUUGAGAGAAGAAGAGCAAAAAAACUUAAAGAGAAAAUGCAGAUCAGAGGCAUAGCUCAACAAUCUCCCCUGCUUUCCCUUCAAAACCCACGUUCAAAUCUUGCCUCUCAACCAAGAAUGUGUCGGUUCAAUCACAAUGACCUGGGUUCACUAGCAUUCAGGGUUCAGCAACAUGGGUCUGGUUUUUCAUCAGGUCAAAGUUUGAGACUUUUCUCCCUAAUAAAUGAAGGGGAGAAGAGAUCUUUAGUGUUGCCUUAUUGCAUUGGUUCAAGCAACAAGCUUUUUGGAGAUCAUGAGCAGUCUGAAGGAAGUAGUAGUAGUAGUAGUUUUGUGCCUAAAGUUGCAUCUGCAGCAGAUUUUAGUGGGGAGGAAAGAGGAGUGGAAGAAGAAGAAGGGUUUGAGAGGCAGAGUUUGUGGAAGCAAUUGAAACAGAUUGUGGAGUUUUCAGGACCAGCCAUGAUCAUUUGGCUGUCUGCUCCAGCUAUGAGCCUUGUUGACACUGCUGUUGUUGGUCGUGCCAGUUCAAUUGAGCUUGCUGCAUUAGGACCUGCAACUGUGCUGUGCGACUAUGUGAGACUUGUGUUUGUGUUCCUCUCGGUUGUCACCUCAAACAUUAUUGCCGUUUCACUUGCCAGACAGGACAAAGAAGAAGUUCAGCACCAGAUAUCUAUCCUACUCUUUGUUGGGUUGACUUGUGGGCUACUGUUGCUUUCAUUCAUCAAAUUCUAUGGUGCAUGGGCACUUACUGCUUUUGCAGGACCCAAGAAUUCACAUAUUGUUGCAGUAUCAAAUGGAUACAUUCAGAUUCGAGCCUUGGCAUGGCCUGCAGUUCUUGUUGGGUUGGUGGCUCAAGGUGCAAGUCUUGGGAUGAAAGAUUCCUUGAGACCCAUGAAAGCCUUGGCUAUUGGUGGUAUCUUAAAUGCCAUCGGUGAUGUGGUCCUAUGCAAUAUGUUAGGGUAUGGGAUUCGUGGAGCUGCUUUCGCUGCAAUUGUCUCACAGUUCGUUGCAGCUUAUGUGAUGAUUGAAGGCCUGAACCAGAAAGGUUACAAUGCAUUUGCCAUCAAGGUUCCUAAGCUUGACGAACUCGUUACUAUACUCAGACUUGGUACACCGGUGUUUGUGACAACAAUGUCAAAGAUGGCCUUCUACUCUGUGAUGAUAUACUUUGCAACUUCCAUGGGGACAUAUUCUGUUGCAGCUCACCAGGUCAUGGUCCAAAUAUUCACCAUGUGUGGAGUAUGCGGCGAGCCUCUCUCGCAGACCUCUCAAUCAUUCAUGCCAGAAUUGAUAUAUGGUGUCAACAGAAACUUGGCCAAGGCUAGAAGUCUGCUGAAGUCCAUAGUUUCACUAGGGAUGAUAGUUGGAUUGAUUCUAGCCGCCAUUGGAACUUCGGUGCCAUUAUUGUUCCCAAACAUCUUCACACAGGACCAAAUGGUCGUUCGAGAGAUGCACAAGAUAGUGGUACCUUACUUCAUUGCGCUGGCCAUCACACCUUUCAUUCAGACCCUCGAGGGAACCUUGCUGGCAGGGAGGGACCUCAGAUUUCUGAGCAUGUCAAUGACGAGCUGCUUCUCUUUAGGCGCGGUGGUGCUCAUGCUUGUGAGCAGCAAAGGGUAUGGUCUACCAGGCUGCUGGUUUGCCCUUGUUGGAUUUCAAUGGGCACGGCUUUUCCUGGCCUUCCGCCGGCUUCUGUCUCCCAAUGGAAUGCUUUACUCCGAUGAUCAAAGCAGAUACAAGCUAGAGAGCCCGAAAGCUGCUUGAACUUUGAGCUAUGACAGCGUUUGGAUACAACCUUACUAGAAAAGCUAGACACUUUCUUAGGCAUCACAUCAUCCCAGCAGCCCUUCUUGCCCUGGAAAAGACAUGGAAACAUGAAGGAGUUGCCCAGACAGCAACCUUUUGAGUCUGGGUUUUUGUUGGUAGCUGUAUCUGUAUCUAUACUGUCUGUAACUGUCCACAAUGUAGACUGUAUAUAUAUAUCAUUCUGCACGUCUA